GUUAGAAUUAUAAUCUCAUCUUUUAUAUGGGUAGAUAAUACUAUGGUAUAAAUUUUGCAUCGGUAUUAGCUAAUAUCAAUAGUCAAACUUUAGAGAAAUGCAAUGUCGAAUUAAAUAUCGGAAUUAAUAUCCUAAUUCCGAUAACCAAAUCCAAAUUUUAUUGUAUAGAACAUAAAUCCAAAUUUUGUUGUAGUCUCUUUGUAUAUCUCAGUGUGGGAUCGGAUCUGAUUCGGGGCCCCAAACUGGUACGUCUGUGAAUCUGCAUGAGAUUUGUGGCAUUUCCGAGCUGUACACUACCCAUGCACUAUAUAUUUGAGUGGAGAGCAGGCUCCUAUCUUCUCUGCUUAGACCUCCUUUCUCUCACCUUGUUUAGUUGUUUUGGUCCAUGUCGCAGAAUCGUGAUCUUAAAAGGAAAUCUUUCAUCUUUAAUUUGGACUGCAGGAAAACUGAGAGGUGUUAGCUUAUUUCAUAGGUGGAUCUAGGAUUUUAGCUUAUAUAUAUUAUUUAUUGUAAUUUUGGUGAUUUUUUAGACAUAAAUUUAUAUUUUGCUGUUGAAACCGGUAGUUGUAUGGUGCAUGCAUCCGCCUUAUUUCCCGCCAAAACAACAAAGAAACCUCUUUUUCCACACUACAAUCCAACUUGUUCCUCAAAUCAUUCUAUUUAUAGCACUGCAACUUUUCCACUUUACUAUUUAAAUAGUGGUGACUAUUCACUCCAUAAAACUCCCUUAUAAAUUCAUUCCCUCCUUGUUACAAACAUCACUCUUUUUGCUGUUACAAAUUUCAUCUUCGAACCUGUUCUUGAUCUGUCUUUAAUCUUCUACAAAGAUAGAUUAAUGUUCUAAUCCUGUUUUCUACAAAACUUCAACUUAUCCCAUGAUAAGAAAUCCAGUCAUUUCUCCUAUGGAUGUACCAAAAACAGUUAAGUUUUCCCAACACAUAGUCACUAAAAACAAACAUGUUCCUGAGCAAAACGAAAAAUCCAAUUUCCAUUCUAAGUUUUCCCAGAGAGUUGUUCGAAUCAUACUUACAGAUGCUGACGCAACUGAUUCCUCGGACGACGAAGGACAAGAUACUGUACGGAGAGUGAGGAGACACGUGACGGAGAUCAAUUUCAUGCCAUCACCCAAUUUGAUAUGUGAAAAAAAACGAAGAUUGGUUUCGCCGGAUACUGACGUCACUCGCCGGAAAAAGUUUAGAGGCGUCCGUCAAAGGCCGUGGGGACGUUGGGCAGCAGAAAUCCGCGACCCGACCCGGGGAAAACGGGUUUGGUUAGGAACCUACGAUACCCCGGAGGAAGCAGCUACUGUUUACGACGAAGCUGCUGUUAAGCUCAAAGGUCCUGACGCUGUUACUAACUUUCCGAAAGUAUUAACGGCGGAUGUAACGGAAACGGAGUCUGUUACGGACGGUGGAGAAAAAGGCGAAAACGACGUCGCGUUGUCGCCUACGUCAGUUCUCCGUAACGAUUAUUUUACGCCGUUAGACGAUUUGGGGUUCUGUGAAGUGAACGCUUUUGGAUUUGACGUUGACUCCCUUUUCCGGUUGCCGGAAUUUGGGAUGUCGGAGAAAUACUACGGCGAGGAAUUCGGCGAGUUUGACUUUGACGAUUUUGCUCUUGAAGCUCGAUAGCGUGGGCUAUUUCGUUGUUUUAGAUAAAAGAUGUGGCAUUUUUGUAAAUUGAGUCAUUGCUGACGGUGACGUGGCAUAUGUUAAUUAGUAGCCGAUUUAAACGGCGAUUUUGUGAGAGAUUUUUGUACCCUUUUAAAAUGUUUACAUGUGAUUUGUGAGCGUCAAUUUUGUAGUACGAAAAUUUUGUUUGGAGAAAUAGAGUUAAUAGAUUUUGUUUGGAGAAA
Molecule: messenger RNA, 1855 nt
Organism: Nicotiana tabacum (common tobacco)
Lineage: Eukaryota; Viridiplantae; Streptophyta; Magnoliopsida; Solanales; Solanaceae
Product: pathogenesis-related genes transcriptional activator PTI6
Biological process (GO): regulation of DNA-templated transcription
Molecular function (GO): DNA binding; DNA-binding transcription factor activity
Source: RefSeq, a predicted model, not a curated record